AUGGAUACCGGCAGACUGAGUACCCAUCAAAAUGCCGGCAUGACAGUCAAGACGACCCCUGUUGGUGACGUCACGACCCAACAGCUGCACCGAAGUCGACGCUACUUUUCGCAAGAGCACUUUAUUGCCUUGUUCCUCUAUUACUUUAUUGCCUUGUUCCUCUCGGAAAACCGUUGUGCUCGCUCUUUUCCCCUCUCCGCUGACAUCAUUGACCUUGCUGACAACACUGACCAUAUUGCUGAAAAUAUCAACCCUGAAGUGAAACCUGAUAUCAAUAAUUCUACCACCUCUGCUGAUCUAUGUGCUUCUGCUGACAACACUUUUGCUGACAACAAUACGUCUGCUGCCCUACCUGUUCCUGACACAACAACCACGCCAGCUGACACAACUGAUCCUGUGAUCAUCAUUCAUCAACCCUCAACAACCCCAAAACCUGGCCUGAUACAAAAACUGAAGGAUGUGGCCCAAGAAGUCACCCAUGAAUUUGAUUCCCACGACUUGGUCCUGCGGCUAAAUGCAGCACCAGUGAAAAACAUGGAGGCAGAUGUCGGAAGACGGACAACCAUGAGAUUACUCAAUAAUUUCGAACUGUUCGUCCUCAACAAGAGUCGCGGGAAAUUGCGCGGGACACCUGCGUUCCAGGGCACCGAAGUUUUGCUGGGCUGGGACACCUGCAACGACAGACGACCCUUCUACACAUGCUUGGUUAACAGGGACAGCGAAGACAUAAGGAAAGACGAGCAGGAUUCUCUCCAGCCCUACUUUGCUUGGAAGAAGCGUAACAAGAACAAGGAGUUAUACUACUUGGAUCCCAAUUGGAUCUGGGAAUUGGGCGAAAUGCUGCAAGAACUGAGCGCAUUUCCGAUUGAAAUCUCAACACCGUCUUCGGGAUUCAUAGGUUUCAUUUUCCUCCUUCAUCGGUGUCACGAAGUGCACCUAUACGAAAUGAUUCCCACGUUGAGAGGAAAGGAGCCACGCAAAUGCCACUACUACAAGUUCUUGCAACGCGAAAAGCCAGUUCCAGACACGAACUGCACAUUCUUGAUCGGACACCCUCGAGACGCCGAAAUCAGCACAUUUAUGAAGCUGAAUACUGCUUCGGACUACGAAACUUUCGUUGUUGGCCACGCUGUCGUUCCCGGAGUCAUCAGACUCGAAUGCCCACAGUCUGAACAAUCGUAAUCAGCAAAUAAAAAUCCUCAACAAAUUUUUGCAAAAGCUACGUGAAUUAAAUAGUGAUGUUCAUGUUCCAGUACGUGUACGACCGCAAUUGCUUCAUUAGGAUGAACAAUCCUUCAGUAUUCGAUUGUCUGAAUUGAUGGACGAAACCGUUUUUAGGAUCUGAAUGACGGACAUAUAGUCACUCAUUGAGGUUAAUGAACUAUCCUGCAGACAAUACAUUACCGUGAAUAAAAUAUUACAGCAUAAGAUACGAGUAGCUCGACAACUCAAGACAAUCAAGGCUACGAAUUAAGUCGAGUUUCAAGCGAAUUCGUGGUCCUCAGUACAACUGUCAAUUUGUCACAUGAAAAAGGAGCGUUAAAUGACAUCUCAGUAAUUUCUUUUAAUUACUGUACGGAAUCCGAGUAUCUCGGCUGACGAAAAAUUAUUAAACAGAAAAUAUAUCGACGAAAAUAGUCCUGAUGAUGAACUGACGCGAUGAUUUACUGAGUUCCAACUUUCCAGAAAGCCUAGAAAUGCAUCGAUCAAAAACGCCGCUCAGGAGAAAAUACAGCAACAUGAAGCAAGGUGAAUAAUUUCUUUCCAAGAAUUGCAACAACUUAAAAAGCUGGAAGGUGAUCACGAUAAAAAAAACAAUGAAUGCUACCG
Notodromas monacha is the source of this 1830-nucleotide messenger RNA. Lineage: Eukaryota; Metazoa; Arthropoda; Ostracoda; Podocopida; Cyprididae. The record is from the annotation of a GenBank genome assembly.